CACACUGUUUACAUGUCGGUCAGCUGACUUUCAUUUCACCUGACUGGAAUUAGCAGAAUGCCAUCGACGUUGGCUCACAUCGCAGCUGAUAUGUCUUAUUGUGCCAUUGGACGAUAAGUCUACGUCAGUGACUGUUUCGCGCUGCUGUGUGUGUCUUCCGCUUUUUUUUUUUACAAUUUCCUGCUAGUUAGCCUAGCAUUGGGGACACUUAGCAAGUGGCUAGCAGUUAGCAGCUGGUUGAGCUAGCUGCUCAAGUUGCUCUGCAGGGAAAACAAACUUUCAAAACCAACAGGUCCGCGGAGUUUGGGGGGGGGGGGAUGGACAAGAUUUCUAAAGAUGUGGGUGACAUCCAGUCCCGCCUGCUACACCACAGACCCAUCAUCAGCGCAGAGAUCCGCUACUUCGUGAGAGAGUUCGAGGAGAAACGCGGACACAGGGAGAGCAGACUGCUGGAGAAUCUCAGUAAGAUGGUGGUGGAAGCAAACGAGCAAAUUCUGCCCAAAAAUUUAGAGGCAAUGAACCAGGGUCUGAUGUCUAACCUCACCCAGCGAUUGGAGGCUGCUAAUCACAUGGCAAACAGAGUCCAGCAGAGGGAGCUAGAGGCACAGCAGAGCACCCAGCUGCAGAUGAACAUGGAGCGUUUGAAAGAAGAAUGGGCGGACUUUCUGAAGGAGCAGCAGAGAUUAAAGGAGGAGGUGGACGAGGAGCAUGCCAGGGCUGUGGGACAACUCAGCACCCACUACAGUGAGAAGAAGAUGGACCUCACCAAGUUCUCACCCCCCUAGUCAGUCGAUGUUUCGGGGGGCUCAAGUCAACAAACACACUUGAACAUGUGGACAUUGGCACCUGUUCUGCACAUUGCAAAAUGAAGGUAUCGGCUUUGAUUGAUGUUCUUGAAAAAUAGCUCUCCUUUUCUUUUGCACCUGCACAAGACUCAGCAUUUUCCAUAUCAUAAAUAUACGUGUGUUAAACAAUGUGGCAAUGUUGAGCCCGUUCUGUAUAUAGCACAUGGUACUUUCAUGGCACGCGAAUGCUGCAAAAUGUCUCCAAUAAGUGAUUUUUAAAACAAGCAAUCACUGAAGGCUGCGACACCUCGAGCAUUUCAAGAUUUUUAAUGGAUGCCUGCCUGUAGGGUGCUGAUGAUAAAUUUGCGUCAGCCUCAAGCUGAAAGGAGCCACAGCUACAAGCGCUGUAGAAAGGAGCUCAAACUGAACUGCAGAACAAACCAUCCCUCACCAGCUCUGCUGUGUUUAGAACAUUCAACCUCUGACAUUCACUUCAAGUUACUGUUUAUGAAGUCACUUGCAUUAUAAAAGGCUCCUGCUGAAACCAGUCUGAGUGAUCAGCAGCAGCUGCUUUUUGUUUGCUUUGCCACCUCGAAGCUGAUUUUAAUUAGUCACACAUCCAAUGUAUUUUUUUUUUAUUGCUGGUUAAAUGUUUUUAAAAAAGCAUAAAUCAUUUUCUGGUUCCAAUAUCCUUCUGGUCAUGUAUGCAUGAAAGUGUUUUCAAGUUUCCAGUGGUUGUCGAGCUUUUUGCCGUGUGUUUGAAAUACACAUAAUGACAAACGUU
Messenger RNA from Scophthalmus maximus (turbot), 1569 nucleotides. It is a transcript of the gene bloc1s5, whose product is annotated as biogenesis of lysosomal organelles complex-1, subunit 5, muted. The transcript has 5 exons. The record is from RefSeq and is a predicted model, not a curated record. Lineage: Eukaryota; Metazoa; Chordata; Actinopteri; Pleuronectiformes; Scophthalmidae. Bases 318 to 785 code for a protein of 155 amino acids. Gene Ontology annotation, cellular component: BLOC-1 complex; transport vesicle.